Messenger RNA from Sciurus carolinensis (gray squirrel), 2627 nucleotides. RefSeq names its product calcium voltage-gated channel auxiliary subunit beta 4 (gene Cacnb4). Lineage: Eukaryota; Metazoa; Chordata; Mammalia; Rodentia; Sciuridae. Gene Ontology annotation, cellular component: voltage-gated calcium channel complex. The record is from RefSeq and is a predicted model, not a curated record. Gene Ontology annotation, molecular function: high voltage-gated calcium channel activity; protein binding. Gene Ontology annotation, biological process: calcium ion transmembrane transport; chemical synaptic transmission; regulation of voltage-gated calcium channel activity. The transcript has 14 exons. Bases 431 to 1852 code for a protein of 473 amino acids.
UUUUAUGCUCUGUAUUGGGAAGGCAGAUAAAAUGCCAGGUCUGGACUGCCUCUGGGGAUAACUUCGCCCUGUGUGAUGUGAAUGAAUAGCAUCUUGCCUGGCAAAUCCACAGGAAUUGAUAAGGCAGGAGCAGCUCUUCCAAACAGGCCUUUUCUCUUUUAGCUCUAGCUGUGGUUUCUGCAGCAAUUUUGUUUUUGCCUUAAGAGAGGUGCUCAGGAUUAUCAGACCUCCAUGUAUGACAAUUUGUACCUGCAUGGAAUUGAAGACUCGGAGGCUGAAGAAUAAUGUGAUGUGUUACCCAAGAUGGUGUGAACAGAGCUUCAAGCCCAUGGAGAAGACUAGGCCUAAAUAGCUGACCCGGUGAAGUGACAGAUAAAGCCACACCUGGAGUGCCACAUCCUCAGCAGCCUUUCUCAGUGCCAAUGCAUUUAUGGCUGGUUCAGCGGAUUCCUACACAAGCAGGCCAUCUGACUCCGAUGUCUCUUUGGAAGAGGAUCGGGAAGCAAUUCGACAGGAGAGAGAACAGCAAGCAGCUAUCCAGCUUGAGAGAGCAAAGUCCAAACCUGUAGCAUUUGCUGUGAAGACGAAUGUGAGCUAUUGUGGAGCUCUGGAUGAGGAUGUGCCUGUUCCGAGCACAGCCAUCUCCUUUGAUGCCAAGGACUUUCUACACAUUAAAGAGAAAUACAACAAUGAUUGGUGGAUAGGGAGGCUGGUGAAAGAGGGCUGUGAGAUUGGCUUCAUCCCAAGUCCACUCAGAUUGGAGAACAUACGGAUUCAGCAAGAACAGAAACGAGGACGUUUUCACGGAGGGAAAUCAAGUGGAAAUUCCUCAUCAAGUCUGGGAGAAAUGGUAUCAGGGACAUUUCGAGCAACUCCCACAUCAACAGCAAAACAGAAGCAAAAAGUGACGGAGCACAUUCCUCCUUACGAUGUUGUGCCAUCAAUGCGUCCGGUGGUGUUAGUGGGGCCGUCACUGAAAGGUUAUGAGGUAACAGACAUGAUGCAGAAAGCCCUCUUUGAUUUCCUGAAGCACAGGUUUGAUGGGAGGAUAUCAAUAACGAGAGUGACAGCUGACAUUUCUCUUGCUAAGAGGUCUGUCCUAAAUAAUCCCAGCAAGAGAGCAAUAAUUGAACGUUCGAACACCCGGUCCAGCUUAGCGGAAGUACAAAGUGAAAUUGAAAGAAUCUUUGAGUUGGCAAGAUCUUUGCAACUGGUUGUUCUCGAUGCAGACACCAUCAAUCACCCAGCACAACUUAUAAAGACUUCCUUAGCUCCAAUUAUUGUUCAUGUAAAAGUCUCAUCUCCAAAGGUUUUACAGCGAUUGAUUAAAUCUAGAGGAAAAUCCCAAAGUAAACACUUGAAUGUUCAACUGGUAGCAGCUGAUAAACUCGCACAGUGCCCUCCUGAAAUGUUUGAUGUUAUAUUGGAUGAGAAUCAGCUUGAGGAUGCGUGUGAACAUCUAGGAGAGUACCUUGAGGCGUACUGGCGGGCCACCCACACAACCAGCAGCACCCCCAUGACCCCGCUGCUGGGGAGGAAUUUGGGCUCCACAGCACUCUCACCAUAUCCUACAGCAAUUUCCGGGUUACAGAGUCAGCGAAUGAGGCACAGCAACCACUCCACAGAGAACUCUCCAAUUGAAAGACGAAGUCUAAUGACCUCUGAUGAAAAUUAUCACAACGAGAGGGCUCGGAAGAGUAGGAACCGCUUGUCUUCCAGUUCCCAGCAUAGCCGAGAUCAUUACCCUCUUGUGGAAGAAGAUUAUCCUGACUCAUACCAGGACACUUACAAACCUCACAGGAACCGAGGCUCACCUGGGGGAUACAGCCAUGACUCCCGACAUAGGCUUUGAGGCUGCCAAAACAAAACAUAUAUAUAUAUAUAUUCAUCUGUUGACAAUUUGCCAUAGCACUGCUAGGAUAAACCAAUCAUCUUAACUUGGCAAGUACAGCACAGUAUUUACUGUGCUUAUGGGCUGCUGUCAUUUGAUGCUAAGGGGCAAAAAACAAACAAAAAAAAAUGUACAUUAUGCCCUUGAGUCUAGAUGGAUAUUAGAUGCCCAAUCAUAUAGAUAUUUUUAAGUGCAACAUUUACAUAACAGUACCUUUUGUUUUCUUCAUAGAUUUAAACACAUCAAUUUGUAAUUUAGGGUACUUAACAAGGCACAUAUAAAAUAAUUUCCCAUGCUGGAAAUUCCAAAUGACCAGUUCCAGUUGGAACCAAUUUAUAAACCAAUUCCUGUUGGAAUUUGGGUGAAUUGACUAGAAAGUCUACUUGAGCAUGUUGCAAUCAAUUGAAAUCUUGGGAAAAAAACUAAUAAGAAAAUCAAAGUAUCAAUAGAAGCCAAAACUAGCUAUUUAUUUGCUGGAAGCUAAAUUUACACUUAAAGUUGGAAUGUAUAAACAUUUUAAUAUAUGUUAAUGUUGCCAGAAUGGCUUUUUGAACUUACCAAAUGUAUUGAUAGUGCCAUAAAAAUCUCAAAUCUUAAUGCAGAAAUUAAAUAGUCUCCUCAUAUUUUAAUAUUUUUAUUUCUUUUCUGGCACAGCUGUUGUAUUCAAAGUGUUUUGCUUUCUGUUCAGUCAGUACUGUUAGCUCGUUUGAACUUGGCAAAAAAAAAAAAAUCGGCA